Molecule: messenger RNA, 3142 nt
Organism: Chelonus insularis
Lineage: Eukaryota; Metazoa; Arthropoda; Insecta; Hymenoptera; Braconidae
Product: TBC domain-containing protein kinase-like protein
Exons: 3
Coding region: 385-2853 (822 amino acids)
Biological process (GO): protein phosphorylation; activation of GTPase activity
Molecular function (GO): ATP binding; GTPase activator activity; protein kinase activity
Source: RefSeq, a predicted model, not a curated record
UUGGUUAAUUUUACAAUUACAUGAUUCUAUCUGUCUCUUUUCUCUAAUUAGCAGCAUUAAAUAAACUAAAUAGUCAUUUAAAGUACAAAUUGUGAGUGUAUAUAUUGAUGUAAGAGUGCGGAAAAUAUUUAGUAAUCUAUUUAUUAUGAAAAUAACAAUAAUCAACUGCAACAUUGGUUUGUGAUUGACAAUAUCUGAUAGAGACGUCAAAGUUUACAAAACACAGAUAUUUGUGAUACAGAAAGAUAAUAUAUUAUUGAAUAAAUAAUUUAAAAAAUGUAUAGGAAAACGAUAAUUCAAUAUGUAGACAGUUAAAUUGAUUAAUGAAUUCAGUGUUUAACAUGUGAAAUAAUUCAAGAAUCAUUAACAAAAUAUUUUUUAAAAAUGAGUCCAGCAAUUUUGGAUCAAGAGGAGCGUUGUUUAGGUGGCAUGACUUUUUUUGCCCAAAGUCAUCCUUCAGAAUUAUGUGGAAGCAAUGGAUUACCACUUACACCCAAUUCAAUAACAAUUUUUGGUAAAUCUCAAUUUUUAAAAACUAUAGAACACAACAAUCUAUCUAAAUAUUUGGAUAUCAUUAGAAGCAAGCAUGAAAGGACAAUUGUUGUUGCUGAAUACACUGGAGAAACCCUUGCUAGUAAAGUCAGUGAUCAUAAUUUUUUACUGGAAGACAUUGUAAAAAUAUCUUAUCAGUGUUUACUAGGUUUAAACCAUAUCCAUCAGCUUGGCUUAGUUCAUCGACAUCUCAGCCCUGAAAAUAUAUUAAUAAAUAAAGAAAACAAUGUCAAAUUAUUCAACUAUGGUUUCUAUUACAUGACUGAUUGUGGUAAAAAUGUUUCUUUUCCAAUCGCCUGCCCAAAAUACACAGCUCCAGAAGUGUUUUUGAGCACAAAAGUAAGUAGUUGCAAAGUAGAUUCAUGGUCUCUAGGUAUAAUAAUAGCAGAAUUAUUACUUGGAAAACAAAUUUGGUCAAAUGUUAAGCUUGGUCAGUGUUUAUGGAAAGUUUUAAGUCUUCUUCAAACUCAAACAAGUAUUUUUGAACGUUUAGCACGUGAAUGUAAUCAAUAUCAAGUUUAUAAAAAUAUUCCUGAUGAAAUUAAAGAAUUUAUUGAUGCUUGUUUGAAGAUCAAACCUUCAGAAAGAUAUACUUCUGAUCAAUUAUUGAAUCUUCCACUCUUUCAAGAACAUUUGAAACAAGAUGAAAUAAAUAGAAAUGAAGAUAUGUAUAAAAAUAUAAUUGUACGAAAAAUGGAUGAAUACUAUUAUCUCUGGCAGCUGGCAGGCGGUGAUAUGACAAUUGAAUUAAAAAAACAAGGCUUGAUUAGAUCGCGCCCACCAAUUUUAUCAAUUCCAAAUUUAGUUAUUCUGCUGGGACAGAUGUUUGGACGUCGAGAUGCAGCUAGACUUUUGGAUUUAAGAGUCAUAAAAGUGCCUCUAGAUACUUUGAAACAACGACUAGCACAUAUUCCUUAUGUUGCUAAUUGUCCAAGGCUUACAAAUAAAAUGCAUGUAAAGGCUCAAGAUGAUUUGACUGAAAUGGCAGCACAAUUGCCAUUGAUCAUUCGUGAAAGAGAUACAGAGUAUCAGUUUUAUCGUGUUAUUUUAUUUGACAGACUUCUUCAAACAUAUCCUAUUACUAGAAAAGCUAUCAUUCGUGAAGCUCACAAAGAUAUUCCUCCUCCGGUUAGAGGAAGAGUCUGGACUGCAUUGCUUGGUGUUGUUGGAGAUAUUGAAAAACGAUAUGAAAUGAUUGAUAAAGAUACUCCAACUCAUACAGACCGACAAAUUGAGGUUGAUAUUCCUAGAUGUCAUCAAUACAGUGAGCUUUUGUCAUCUGGAGCUGGACACCAGAGACUCCAAAGGCUUUUAAAAGCUUGGGUUCGUGAUAAUCCACAUUAUGUCUACUGGCAAGGUCUUGAUUCACUCACAGCCCCGUUUCUUUAUCUUAAUUUCGAUAAUGAAGCUCGAGCUUUUGCUUGUUUGUCAGCUUUUAUACCUAAAUAUCUUCAUAAAUUUUUCUUGAAAGAUAAUAGUGCUGUGAUCCACGAGUAUUUGAGCAAAUUUUCUCAAGUCAUUGCUUUUCAUGAUCCUCAAUUGGCUAAUCAUCUCAAAUCAAUAAAUUUUGUACCAGAACUUUUUGCAAUCCCUUGGUUUUUGACCAUGUUUUCUCAUGUGUUUCCAUUACAUAAAAUCUUGCAUCUAUGGGACAAAUUAUUGCUUGGAGACUCUUCAUUUCCAUUUAUGGUGGGAUUAGCAAUUUUAAAGCAACUCAGAGAUUCAUUAUUAACUUCAGGAUUCAAUGAGUGCAUUUUAUUAUUUUCUGAUUUACCAGAAAUUGAUAUUGAGCUGUGUGUUAAAGAUUCGAUGACAAUGUAUCAAAAUACACCAUCAAGUAUAACAUAUAGAAAACACCAGCUAGAUCAGUCUAAAGCAAAUAAUUGGAAAGAACCAGAAGUAGGCACUGAAAGAAUGCCAAGAAUAAGCAUUGAAGAUUUUUUAAAUCUUUAUGAAAAUUUGCCUGAUAAGCUAAUUAUUGUCGAUAUUAGGAAUAAUAUUCAAUAUGAAAGAAGUGCUGUAAAAAACAGUAUUAACAUUCCAUUUACAAGUGUGCAAUUAUCUCAUACAAAUAUUGAUAAUUUAGGACCUCAAGCACGAAUUUUAGCCGCCCAAAAAAAACAAAUUGUUGUUAUUAUUGGACCUCAUGAUCAAAAUAAUUCUCUGUUUGCAGAUUUCUUAAUGAAAUGUGAAAUCCACGGUGUUUGCUCACUCCAGGAUGGAAUUUAUGGAUUACGAUCAAAGUGUCCUAAUAUACUUGUUCCUAUACGUGAUCAAGUGUUUUCUAAUACACUUUCAUAAUAUUUACCAAUUGAUAUAUAAGAUUGAAUGUCAUAUUAUAUUUGUAAAUAAAGGCUUUAAUAUUUUAUAACCAAAAACGAAAUAUUUUUAAGUAUAUUAUAAUUAAAUAAAAAUAAUUAAUAAAUAAUAAUUUUCUUAAAUAUUUGCAAUGUAAAAUAUUUCAAAUUUUGAGCCAUGUAAUUUUGUAUAAUUACUGACCUUCAUAGAAGUAGUUACCAAGGCAACCAACAACCACAACAAAUGUAUUCAACUUAUAGUAUACCAAAUUUAUAAUUAUUAAUUCAGAAAG